GCCUGUCGCACCGCGCAUGGGAAGCCACGAGACCAUUUCCACGCCGACCCGAUCGCGCUCCAUCGGUCUUCAGUCCGGGACAGCGGCGACGACUCGGAGGCACAGGCAAGUAUACGUAGUCGACGUAGGUCUCGUCCUCCUUCACGCAGAUUUUUCUGCCGUCCCUUGCGCGCUAUAUCAUUGUCCCGUCCGCAUUGCCUGUCACCCUCUCCACUACCUCCACAUUGACUCCAGGCGACAUCGACAAGCCACUCUCGGUAGGACGAAUCGCAAACACGACAUACCUCAGCAACCCCGCAUGACCACCACGCGCCGCCCACGAUGAAGUUCGGCCACGAGUACGAAACGGCACUGGCCAACGAUGGCUUCCCGCAGGAGUGGGUAGCCAAGGCCAUCGAGUACAAGAACCUGAAGAAGGCCAUCAAGAAGGUCCAUCGCGAGUUGGAGGCACUCGGCCUCGACCAGCAGACUUUGGUGGGCAUCAACGAGCUGGUACUCCACGGCGCGACACCUGCGCCGCUGAAAGUCGAACCGAAAGAUUACCUUGCUGGCACACGGCCGGCGCUUGCGAGCAUACCAGAGGAGUUUUGUCCGCAGCUGCGAAUCCUGGUCGAUAGCAAAACUGGAACGCCGUUAGAUGCCAAGUUGGCCCCCGAGACACGGAAGUCCCUGCAGAAGCUCGCGCAGCAUGACCAGGUGGUCGGCCAUCGUCAAGAGCGCAUUGGCAGUCAGGCCCAUCUACAUGCCGUUCGCGAACAAGUGACAAGCCCAGAUGAGGAUGAGAGUUCUCGCGAUCACUCGCCUGUGCGAGAUGCCGACGCGAAGUGGGUGACCGUGCCGCUCGCUUCGGCCAAGGACUUCUUCGAAAUGCUGGAGCCCAAACUCAUGGAACUCGACUCCCUUCGUGGUGCAGAACAGCUCAACCUGGAAGAAGAGAUCCUCGAUCUCGGCGGUGCCGUAGAGAAUGUGGUGCAACCAGUGCGAGAAGGCUACGAGGCGAAGCGUGGCAUGUCAUAUCGCGAUCUGUACUUUUGGCGCGAGAUGUUCCGACUGUACCUCGAGACGCCAAUUUUCUACUCCGAAACGGAGGCACGACGGGGAGCUUUGACAUAUAAAGAGGCGCGCUCGAAUCUGGAAGAUUACGACAAGAAGCUGCGGGAGACGGGGCUCAUGGAUAAGAUGAAGACACCACAGGCAAGAAUGGCCGCACAGCAAUUUCUCGACCUGAACCUGCACAUCCUGAGCAUCAUGCACUUUCAAGAGAUGAACAGUCGCGCAAUGACGAAGAUUCUGAAGAAGUUCAACAAGCGGACACAUAUCGAGGGCAACCAGUUCGUCUCGAAUCUCGCAGUCAAAUAUCCUGCGAUCAGCACCAAGUCGGCGGCAGGUGGGUUCGCGGACAGCAUCGCCCGCGACAUGUAUGCCGAGAUCGGAUCCAAGGUCCUCUCAGUCGUGCCCCAACUGGACGAUUGGAUCUGCCCCGUGUGCUAUGGCAUGGCAUGGAGACCUGUCAAUUUGGGUUGCUGUCGAUCCGUCUUUUGCAUCAGCUGCGUCAUACAGCUCCAAGACAAGCACCUGAACAAAUGUCCUAUGUGUAAUGCCGAGACUGUCAAACAAGCAAACGGCUCAAACAUUGACUUCGACACCAUGGAUUUUCUGGAGAAAUACUUCCCCAUGGAGGUCAAGAAGAGACAGAAAGAAAACGAGAAGCAAAUAUUGGUCAGGACCUACGGCGAGGAGUUUGUCAAGCCGUCAUGCUCUGUAAUGUGAUGAAGAGUCAAGAUGUGGAGUUCACGGCAGGGAUCUACAAAGUUUCAGCAAGACGCAAAGGAUACAGCGUUAUCAUGGGGGGCAUUUUGCAUUUCAAAUCUGGUUACAUUGGGAAGGGUUUGCUUUGGAGUUCUAUGGGUCGGGUAUGGAGGGAGGCAUCUUUUCCCUUUACGAUACCCCGCGCGCGUGAUUGAGCUGUCACGUCAUGGCAUGAUGAUUAAUGCGAAGAACGAUCGAUGCACAUAUGUAGCAGUCAAGCAGUGUACAUAUUCAAAAGCAGACGACAGUCACUGUCCUCA
Molecule: messenger RNA, 2069 nt
Organism: Cercospora beticola
Lineage: Eukaryota; Fungi; Ascomycota; Dothideomycetes; Mycosphaerellales; Mycosphaerellaceae
Source: RefSeq, a predicted model, not a curated record